Molecule: messenger RNA, 792 nt
Organism: Sporothrix schenckii 1099-18
Lineage: Eukaryota; Fungi; Ascomycota; Sordariomycetes; Ophiostomatales; Ophiostomataceae
Exons: 2
Coding region: 1-792 (263 amino acids)
Source: RefSeq, a predicted model, not a curated record
AUGGCCACUACCGAUGCACCGGCGCCAGCCUGCGCUCUUCCGGGCGAAGACAACGUCAAUCAGCGAGAGUUUUCGGGCACCGUCCGCACCGACAACAACGUGCCAUCGCGCGGCACGCUAAAAAAGACUGCCGAUUUGCCCGUACUCGACCGCGAGGGCAAAUCAUAUCCUUUCAAGAGCCUGUACGAGGACUUUACGGGCCAGACGCUCGUCGUCUUUGUCCGGCACUUUUUCUGCGGUAACUGCCAGGAGUACCUUCGCCUCCUGUCACAGGCAAUCCCGCUCGCAACGCUUUCCAAAGCACCUACGCCUUCGCGGAUCGUCGUCGUGGGCUGCGGUGAUCCGUCGCUGAUUGAUAUGUAUGUCGAGGUCGCCGAGUGCGUGUACCCCGUGUACGCGGACCCGACGCGCCGUCUCUACGACGAGUUCGGAAUGGUGUCGACACUUUCCUUGGGCCCGCCACCCGCGUACAUGAAGCACACAAACAUUUGGGCGUCCUCGUUCCGGUCGAUUGCGCAGGGCUUGCGUCAGCUCCCGCGGGGGCUGGCGCUCAAAUCGGGGAACCAUCGCCAGGUCGGCGGCGAGUUCUUGUUUCGAAAAUCGACCGCAGACGAUGCCGUGUCUGUGACAUGGUGUCACCGCAUGAAACACACGCGGGACCAUGCCGAGACAGACGAGCUGCAGGCGGUGCUCGGGUUGGAAACCACGGCAGCCGAGUCGAAAUCCGAAAAAGAGCUUGCUACACCAGUUCCAGCAGCAACCACAGCCACAAAACAAAUGGCGGCGGCAUAG